Helianthus annuus (common sunflower) is the source of this 936-nucleotide messenger RNA. Its product is annotated as zinc finger matrin-type protein 2. Gene Ontology annotation, cellular component: spliceosomal complex; U4/U6 x U5 tri-snRNP complex. The record is from RefSeq and is a predicted model, not a curated record. Gene Ontology annotation, molecular function: zinc ion binding; nucleic acid binding. The transcript has 10 exons. Gene Ontology annotation, biological process: mRNA splicing, via spliceosome. NCBI's taxonomy places the organism in Eukaryota, Viridiplantae, Streptophyta, Magnoliopsida, Asterales, Asteraceae. Bases 214 to 816 code for a protein of 200 amino acids.
CCCCUUUGGUUUUGAAGCUUCCCCCCAAAUCUUACAGAAAUAAAAUUAGGGUUUAACUUUUAUCCCCAAAUUGAAUAAUAACACCAUCUUUUAAUCUCUGCAUAGUAACCAGUGUCCACCCGCAAUUCAAGUUUUCAGCAAAUCAUCUCGCACAGAAUCUCAAUUUUCAUUUUCUCAACCUGAUCGUUAACACCCCCAUUUAAAUCCAACCUAAUGGCUCAGCCCAACAGCACUGCUGGAGUUGACAACACUUUCAGAAGGAAAUUUGAUCCAGAAGAGUAUUUACAACGCGCUCGUGAACGUGAAGAAAAGGAGUUGGAAAAAAGUUCGAAAUCUAAAGGACCGCCGGUGCAAAGAAAACCCUUGAAGCAUAGGGAUUAUGAAGUGGACCUUGACUCGCGCCUUGGGAAGACUCAGGUUGUCACUCCAAUUGCACCCCUUAGCCAGCAGGCUGGAUACUUUUGCUCCGUUUGUGAAUGUGUAGUGAAAGAUUCCGCUAACUAUUUGGACCAUAUCAAUGGAAAAAAGCAUCAACGAGCCUUGGGGAUGUCUAUGCGGGUAGAGCGGGCAUCUCUUGAACAGGUUCAGCAACGAUUUGAAAACCUCAAGAAGCGAAAAGAGACAGGGACGUUUACUGAGCAAGAUCUUGAUGAGCGAAUCUUGAAACAACAGCAAGAAGAGGAGGAAAGGAAACGUCAGAAGCGAGAAAGGAAAAAAGAAAAGAAGAAAGAGAAGGCAAUAGAGGAGGAAGUUGAAGUUGACCCCGAUGUUGCAGCUAUGAUGGGUUUUGGAGGUUUUGGUUCAUCUAAAAAGUAAAAAAAAAAAUUCAGUUGUUUUGAUAUUGAUACAUGAAAACUGCAACAGGAAGUUAUUCUGUAAGUUAACUCUACUCAUCUUAUGAUCUGAUGCCUUCUAUGACAAUGCUCUUGAGUUUUU